UGCUAGCUGAGAUUUCAUCAUGCAGUUUUAGUGUGUGUGACGCCUCCGGUCCAUGCUGCUGCUCCGAGUCAUCCCCUCCCUGCUGCAUCAUCCCCGCUCUCUUGGCGCCUCCCUUUUCCAGCUCUGCUUUAUAGCUGCCCGGGGCAAGACCGCUGCUCCAGUCCGAAGGCUCAGUACCCCUAAACUCCCUGCACCAGUGACCCACAGAGUACCCGGCAUGGAGGGGAAUGUAGAGGAGCAGCUGGCACCCCUGAGACAGGCAGUGAAACAGCAGGGUGACAUAGUCCGGCAGCUAAAGGAAGACAAAGUGCCACAGGUCGACAUUGACAGAGCAGUGGCUGAGCUAAAAACUAGAAAAAGAACUUUAGAAGCAAAGGAGUUAGCUCUUCAACCAAAGGAUGAUAUAGUAGACAGAUCUAAGAUGGAAGACACACUGAAACGGCGCUUCUUUUACGACCAAGCGUUUGCAAUCUAUGGAGGUGUCAGUGGACUGUAUGAUUUUGGACCUGUUGGAUGCGCUUUGAAAAAUAACAUCAUCCAAACCUGGAGGCAGCAUUUUAUCCAGGAGGAGCAGAUCCUAGAAAUCGACUGCACUAUGCUCACUCCGGAGCCCGUUCUCAAAACUUCCGGCCAUGUUGACAAGUUUGCUGACUACAUGGUGAAGGAUGUUAAGAAUGGAGAGUGUUUCCGCGCUGACCAUCUCUUAAAAGCUCACCUGCAGAAGCUAAUGUCUGACAAAAAGUGUACACCAGAGCAAAAAGCAGAGAUGGAAAAUGUACUGACACAGAUGGAUAACUACAGCCAGCAAGAACUUGCUGAUCUCUUUGUGAAGUAUAAUGUGAAAUCCCCAAUUACUUUAAAUGAUCUGACCCCUCCUGUUGCAUUUAACCUGAUGUUCCAGACCUCUAUCGGACCCGGGGGUAACAUGCCUGGCUACUUGAGACCAGAAACUGCACAAGGAAUAUUCCUCAACUUUAAACGCCUUUUAGAAUUUAACCAGGGAAAACUUCCAUUUGCUGCUGCUCAGAUUGGUAAUUCCUUCAGAAAUGAGAUUUCUCCACGCUCUGGGCUCAUCAGAGUACGAGAAUUCACUAUGGCAGAAAUAGAGCACUUUGUGGACCCUAAUGAUAAGCACCACCCUAAGUUUGGAAACGUGGCUGAUUUAAACAUCUUGCUUUAUUCUUCCAAAGCACAGCUAAGUGGGGAGUCUGCUCAAAAGAUGCGACUUGGUGAUGCAGUUGAGCAGGGUGUGAUCAAUAACUCUGUGCUAGGGUAUUUUAUCGGCAGAAUCUAUCUAUACCUUUUGAAGGUCGGUAUCUCACCAGACAAAUUGCGAUUUAGACAGCAUAUGGAGAACGAGAUGGCUCACUAUGCGUGUGACUGCUGGGAUGCAGAGACCAAGACGUCCUAUGGUUGGAUUGAAAUUGUAGGUUGUGCUGAUCGCUCUUGUUAUGAUCUUUUAUGUCACGCGAGAGCAACCAAAGUUCCUCUUGUUGCUGAGAAGCCUUUAAAGGAACCAAUAUCGGUUAAUGUUGUCCAGUUUGACGCUAAUAAGGGAGCCAUUGGCAAAGCCUAUAAGAAAGAUGCUAAGCUUGUGCUGGAAUAUCUUGCUAUUUGUGAUGCCUGUUACAUCUCAGAAAUGGAAACGCUUCUUGAAGAAAAAGGGGAAUUUACUAUUGAAACAGAAGGGAAGACAUUUCAGCUGACAAAAGAUAUGGUUAGCGUAAAGAAAUUUCAGAAGACAAUACAUGUUGAGGAAAUUGUACCGAAUGUGAUUGAGCCCUCGUUCGGUCUUGGAAGAAUCAUGUAUACUGUUUUUGAACACACAUUCCAAGUUAGACAAGGCGAUGAGCAGAGAACGUAUUUCAGCUUUCCAGCCACAGUAGCACCGUAUAAGUGUUCAGUUCUCCCCCUAAGCCAGAAUCAAGAAUUUAUGCCUUUUGUAAAAGAAUUAUGUAAGUAAAUAUUGCAAACUGCC
Molecule: messenger RNA, 1978 nt
Organism: Bombina bombina (fire-bellied toad)
Lineage: Eukaryota; Metazoa; Chordata; Amphibia; Anura; Bombinatoridae
Gene: GARS1
Product: glycyl-tRNA synthetase 1
Exons: 15
Coding region: 53-1963 (636 amino acids)
Biological process (GO): mitochondrial glycyl-tRNA aminoacylation
Cellular component (GO): mitochondrion; cytoplasm
Molecular function (GO): ATP binding; glycine-tRNA ligase activity
Source: RefSeq, a predicted model, not a curated record